Molecule: messenger RNA, 3375 nt
Organism: Pseudogymnoascus verrucosus
Lineage: Eukaryota; Fungi; Ascomycota; Leotiomycetes; Thelebolales; Thelebolaceae
Exons: 4
Coding region: 115-1959 (614 amino acids)
Molecular function (GO): asparagine synthase (glutamine-hydrolyzing) activity
Source: RefSeq, a predicted model, not a curated record
CACCAACCCGAAGCUAACUAAAUUUGCUAAGGACGGACAGGACAACAGCACGGUUCCAGUGAAACGUGUCUAUCAGCUUAACGGUAAGGGCCUCUGUCGGGCUAUUCAGCAGAAAUGUGUGGCAUAUUUACUUCCAUUUCUAAAACUGAAGCUCCAAGCCCAAACCCCGAACUACUACAACACCUCGCCAACAGGGGCCCAGAUCUAUCCAAUACCCUGAGAGCUGUUGCACAAACAGCGAUAGAUGGUGAUACCGUCUCGUUGCUAUUUACAUCUACCGUGCUUUCUCUGCGUGGCGGCCACGUAACCGCGCAGCCACUUUCAACCACAGAAACCGGCUCGGUCUUGUGCUGGAAUGGAGAGGCCUGGAAAAUUGGCCACGAUGUGGUAGAGGGUAAUGACGGCGAGGCAAUUAUUGGCCUCCUUGAUGCCAGUAUUGUCUCAAGGUCGGCUGAUGAGUCUAUCAAUGCCGUCCUCGAUGUUCUGAGGACCAUAUCUGGCCCCUUUGCAUUUGCUUAUUAUGACAAAAUCCAUCGUCUUGUUUAUUUCGGGCGGGACUGCCUUGGGAGACGAUCGCUGUUGUACAAUUCCGAAGAUAUCUCGGAUGCUAUCCAGUUUUCUAGUAUUGCGGAUUCAACGAGCAGUUCUUGGAAAGAAGUCGAGGCAGAUGGGAUCUAUGUGGCAGCACUUGAUAGAGCAUCUAUCCCCCCAGGUUUAGCUUUACUAGAGGAAUCGUCCGUGGGAAACAAACACUUUCCUUGCUACAGAUGCCCAUGGGUGCCAAGUGACAACCAGGGUGCUACUCCUUCGCUUUCUCUCGGUGUUCUUAACCAAGUAGUCCCCACGACUCCGUGGUCUCUGAAUCUGUCAUCCGACUCUGUAAGGCAACUUGAGCAGCAUAUGAUACAAUCAUUGCGGUUACGCCUGCUAAAUAUUCCUGAUCCUCCGCGUUCUGAAGGUCCAGCCAAGGUCAAGCUGGCCAUCCUUUUCUCUGGCGGCCUGGACUGUGCAGUUCUUGCACGCAUGGCGCAUGAUAUACUGCCAUUGGAAGAGCAGAUAGAUCUCCUUAAUGUGGCCUUCGAGAACCCAAGGGUUGUUUUGGCAUCAAAGCAACCACCAAAAGUGAAGCAACAGCGAAAAGCUCGGCAAGGACGAGACCAGCUAGAUAUUCUUGGUGAGGCUGUAGCCAAAGAAAAUCCAUUAGGCGACACUCCACCUGUUGUUUGCCCGCCUGUUGGGGUGGACAACCCAUUUGAAGCGUGCCCAGAUAGAAUGACUGGGAGAAGCGCGCUCAAGGAGCUGAGACAAGUCUGCCCCGGACGGAAAUGGAACUUUGUAGAGGCCAAUAUACCAUACGAAGAGUUCUUAACUCACAGAAGUAAAGUCAUAUCUCUUAUAUAUCCACACAACACAGAAAUGGACCUAUCUAUAGCAGGUGCAUUGUAUUUUGCGUCUCGAGGAUCUGGAAAAGCAUCCAUUGACGAUAGUGUUCCUGCAACCGACUAUGCAACAGAAGCCCGAGUUCUUUUAUCGGGGUUGGGCGCAGACGAGCUCUUUGGAGGCUAUACCCGACAUGCCACAGCAUUUUCUAGGCGUGGAUUCGAAGGGUUAAUCGAAGAGCUGGACCUAGAUGUGGGUAGACUAGGAAAGCGGAACCUAGGUAGAGAUGAUCGGGCCAUCUCGAACUGGGGUCGAGAAGCCCGCUUUCCGUAUCUUGAUGAGGAUCUCGUGAGAUGGUCGCUGGCGUGCCCUGUGUGGGAUAAAUGUGGCUUUGGUGGCUCAGAGGCAUUGGAUGCCGCUGAACCAGCAUUGGAGCCAGGGAAGAAAGUUCUUCGUCUCCUCGCGUGGAAGUUGGGAAUGCACUCUGUGUCUCAAGAGAAGAAACGCGCGAUCCAAUUCGGAGCACGGACUGCAAAGAUGGAGACGGGACGCAGCAAAGGAACGACUUUACUCUCAUGAGAUAAUUUGGCGAGAACCCAAGAUCCAGCGAUGAUGACACUUCAGAUACUACUGAAUUGAUACUGCAACCCGGCAGCCAUUUCGUAUACUCUUCGUGUGUUUCUGUACAACAGUAACCAGAGAGUUUUGAAAUAGCUAAGGGCCAUCUGCAAUCAAUGAUGAAGUGGUUAAAGGCAAGUCUGAGUUGGAGUUUCUGGGCACCCAAUUCAGUUAUGAUGGCGCCGACUGGAAGUGAAUGGCGGCCUUGAUACCAAGGACUGACCUUUCAAUACCUACCAUUCUGCUGCUUAUGGGGAGGAGCCGUGAUCCGGACCACCUGAAUUUAAAUUAUCCGCCGAGGACUACACGUCGGUUCCUGGCUCUCCGUGUGUAGCCGAAGAUCAGCUGUCCAUGAAGGGCCUUGAUCCAGCCCACCUGGAAUUUCCCGCAGAGGAAGCUUCCUCACCUAUACAUCGGUUCCUAGAUUUUCAUCUAUGCCCGAAGAUCGCCCAUGCGGAAUACUACCUAUUCACUAUUCUAUGACAUGACCAUACGGUGUCAAUCACGUGAUGAUAUAUUGAUACCAUGGUGCCACACAUCUCCGCACUUUUUAAAUUCCACCAGCCAUAGCGCGCUUAUUUGAAGUGCAGCCACUGUACAAGUACAGUAAGUUACUCCGAUACGACAAGCUUUGUUCUGGGUCUCCCUACAUAUGGCGGCAUGUACCGUAUCGAUAUUGAUCAUGUGAUCCUGGCAAACGCCAUUUGGAGUCAUCUCCACACUGGCCAAUACAGACAAAACAACUGAUUAACCCGCCCCCGCCUCGAAAUAGUGAACAAAGGCGGCCGUCAAAUGAGCACUACUGCUAGAUUCCCAAGUUAAUCUUCAACCCCACACGAUAUCUCUCUCCAAGUGGGGAUGGACCGUCAAAGCCUUGUCACCUCGUGCUCAAAUAAUUUAGCGUGGCCGGCCCAUGGAGAAACUCUGAUUAGUGGAAUCUAUGUGAUAACCUCUCCGGCCCUCCACAAACGGGAUAACAUCAACUCCAAUUUCUGGGGUAGCAAGGAAUAGAGUCCUUCUCGAGGCACGCUUGGUUGGAGACUAACGCGUCUCCCACAUUUCUAAAGUAACAUCCAAGCAUCUAUAGCAGUAGUUUGCUCUCUCCGCAUUCCUCAAAAUGUCCACUAUUGAGGCCGGCUUGCUUAUCUCCCCCCUUAGUGUCGGGAUGAUGGGUCUCCACGUCCGGAGAUCCCUGUCGAGUUCCAACCACAUGUCGGACGGACAACUGUGGUAGGCAGUUGGAGAAGGUCUGUGAGGGGUGCGGAGAGGAGUUUUCUCCAGCUAUCUUGUGUGGCGUAUUGCGUUUGGGCGCAUAUGGUAGGUACCUCCACUUUCUGUAUCAUGGAUGGGCCAUGGGCAAUGGCUCAUCAUAUAUAU